This is a messenger RNA of Mycena indigotica, 3183 nucleotides long. RefSeq names its product CxC2 domain-containing protein. Bases 1 to 3183 code for a protein of 1060 amino acids. Lineage: Eukaryota; Fungi; Basidiomycota; Agaricomycetes; Agaricales; Mycenaceae. The transcript is spliced from 12 exons. The record is from RefSeq and is a predicted model, not a curated record.
AUGUCCCGACAGCGCAAGAGGAAACCAAAGUUCCAUGUGGGCGGCCUUCCGCCCAGCCAAGUACAAGGCGACACCAGCGUACACUUUCUCACCAGUGGCCGCAACACUUCGUCUCGUCUUCUCAAUCUCGCGCCAACCGCAGCUACGCGGGUUCAAGCAACCGAGGACCUGGCAGAAUGGAUGCCGUUCUUGGACCUGGCGGACGAAGAGCUGGCAGCCAUCGCGCUGACCAUAUCGUCAGAACCUCAGCCAUUGGAGGAUGACCAGCACGCAGGAAAGCGCAAGCGCACGGCCUCGGAUGACCCCAUGGCUCUUUGGCGCCCGAUGAUGCGCGCCUACCUUGACGAACUUAUACGAGGGGAAACACUGGGGAGACAUGGCACUCGCCCUUCGUGCGCCGCUUGUGGGGAGUCGCUCGGCGAGGGCUCCAAUUCACGCGCAUUUCGCUGCACCGAAUGUGGUCCAUCCAUUCAUUGCGAGGAGUGCCUGCGUAGUCGACACGAGCAGUUACCUCUGCAUUCUCCCCAAGUCUGGACAGACUUUUGGCGUAAAUCGACACUUUUCAGUCGCAGUGGUCUUGGAAUGGUGUACCAGCUUGGCCACCAUGGAUUUCCGUGCCCGUAUCCCGAAUCGCGAGUACGAACACUGGUCGUCAUUGAUGUGGGAGGCAUUUUCAAGGUGGAUGUGAGGUUUUGCGCCUGUAGCGCUAGUCUGCGCCACAAACACAUGCAUCUGUCUCAGCUUUUAGACAAUGCUUGGUACCCAGCGACGACCAUGGAGCCCGCCACGUGUGCGACAUUCCGAGUUCUCGAUCUCUUCAGAACACUCAAGGUCGUUGGGAAUAUGAACGCGCAUGACUUUGUGGGGUCCCUGGAGCGGAUGACGAACGCAACGUUUACUGAGCAGGUUCCGGAUCGUUACAAGGCUUUCGGAAGGAUGAGUCGACAAUACGAUUUCCUUCUUCGUGCCAAACGGGCCGGACGCGGGCACGCAAAAGAGGGCUUGGCAGAUAUCCCUGCAGGUGGCCUGGCUGUUCAUUGCUGGGCAUGCCCUGAUCCCAAUCGCAACUUGCCGGAGGGCUGGGACACGGUCGACAAGUCCAAAUCAUAUCUGUACUCCCUAAUGCUGGCCCUCGACGCGAACUUCCGCCUGAAGAACCGGAUUCGAGGGAACGAACGCAAUGACCCUUCACUAGGAAGUGGUCUCGGUUAUUUCGUGGAGCUAAAUCAGUACAAGGAGCAUCUUCGGCACUACGUUGCUGAAGAAGAUGUCAGCACUUGUAUUGCUUUCGCGGCAUUGAUGCAGAAGGAAACGAGGCUUACAACGGGCCUUAGGGUAUCUGGUGUCGGCGGCUGUGUCUGUGCUCGCCACGGACUUGUUCGACCAUUGGGACUAGGGGACUUGCAGAAGGGGGAGCGCUACGCGAAUAUGGACUGGAUUUUCCUCAACGCUGUGGGUGGCGCGGGCUUAAAGCGACUCGUUGUGUCCUACGAUAUCGCGUGCCAAUGGCAGCAACACAUUCGAGAGCGAGCGAAAAAACUCCACGACCAGGAACUUGUCACGACGCAACUAGACGACUACACGUUGCAAUUCGCGCUCCCUGUUUGGCACGCUGUUGCUCAUGAAUCCAGUUGUCAAGCGGCAAAUUCUUUGACACAUGCAGUCGGCGUUGGGCGGACAGACGGAGAGGGUAUUGAAAGAACAUGGGCGAUCUUGAACCCCAUCGCGUUCUCGACCAAGGAGAUGGGAGAGGGCAACCGACAUGAUACGAUUGAAGACAAGGUCGAUCACGUCAAUUUUGAGAAGAACGUCAAGCAAGGUCGGGACGAUUAUUACUUCGGUUUCACCAAACUGAUUACCAACGAUGCAGGAGAUACAUUGGCAAGGAAAAUGAUCAUCGCUUUGGCAGAGCGUGAUCAGCAAGUCAGAGAGUUCAACCAAGUGGACGACAGCCUCGAGCCCUCAUUGCGAGAAGAGUGGCAGCUCAAAGUUGACGCUUGGAAUGCGGAUAAAACGUGCCCGAAUCCUUACCUUUCAGACGCGAAGCACGCGGGACCUUCAGAGGCACAGAUUCUUGCAGAUCUGAAGAAGUCGGAAUUGGAGCAACUGCGCAGUGGACGCGGAAGUGAAUUGGGAGCGGGUAGAACAACAGCUGCUGCAUUUAUCAAGGGUGCACUACAACUCGAAGACCAACAACGCCGUAUUCGUUUUGAAGCAAGCGGGACGAUGACUUUGACUGCUGAGCGCUCAAGUCAGCUGGACGAAUUACGUGUGGCAGUCCUCAAGAAGCUGCGCACAUUGGAGACGCACCAAAUGGUAUUCAUGCCAGGUGUGGAAGAAUUGCGCUCUGCGGAGGAGGAGAAACGCGAUGCCGACCUUCCUCCCCCACCUGCCGAAACAACGAAGCUUUGGCUGCCAAGCGACCUAUCGGUGGAGCAGCGCGAAGGCUAUCUGCAGGCCCGCAUUGGUGGAGAUAGAAGCCCAACUCCGACUAGGGCAACCCACUUAAUCGAUACGCGCAAUGCGAAUGCGGUUGGGCAAAGCUCGAGCACCAGGUUUGGGACAUUAAUCGGCAGGGUGGGGGAUCAGGCUCGGCGUCAAGCGAACAAAUAUCGAGAGGCGAGAUUAGCCCUGUUGCGACUGAAGGGCCCCGAGUUUGCGCCACAGUUCCGGGAGCUGCGCGAUGAAGAUCUACGGGUACAUGUCGAAUCGGAGAGCGAUGCCAAGGCGCGGGCAGCUUUGGGGAAGCUAGGCUCAACGAGGCGUGCGCGAAAUGAACCGUCCGUGACAAAGAAGAUGUUGCCUGUGUCGUGGAUAUGGUUUGCAGGUGGGGAGGCUGAUAAAGAGGAACUACAUGACUCGGUCCGCGUGCAAUGGACCAAGUCACGCGCUCGACACGACCGAUGGAUUGAAGAAGUACAUCUCUUGCGGGAGGAGAUGCGUCGCGUUAUCAAGAGUGUCGAGGUUGUGCAAAGAGAGUGGAAGGAACGAGAGCAGUUACGAGAUGACGUGGACGAGGAGUUGGCAGCGGGCUUAACAGCGUAUGCUAAGCGCCAAGCAUACAUCUAUCGGGGGGUCGAGGAGGCAUUUCGCGCAAGCUGGGGCACUUCAGGUGUGGCGGCUAUUCGUGCGGCAGCAGUAGUGGAGCCACUGACAACGAUGACGUCAGUUGGCGAAGAUUAG